CUAUUUACACUACGAUACAACCAAUACUCUUUACUUGAGAGUGUGCUUCAAUUCCACAUAAUAUGGCUCCGCCACAACCUUUGGUUUUCACGGUGAGGAGGCGGAUGCCGGAGCUUGUUUCUCCGGCGGGGCCGACGCCGAAUGAGAUUAAAUAUCUAUCCGACAUCGACGACCAAGAAGGCUUGAGGUUCCAGAUUCCGGUCAUCCAAUUCUACCGCAGAGACGAGACCAAUCUUAACGGGAAAGACCCGGUGAAAGUUAUCCGGGAAGCACUGGCGAAAGCUCUCGUGUUUUAUUACCCCAUGGCGGGAAGGCUGCGGGAGGGCCCCGGCCGGAAACUAAUGGUGGAUUGCACCGGGGAGGGGGUCGUUUUUAUCGAGGCGGACGCAGACGUGGCGCUGGCGGAUUUCGGAGACGCGCUUCAGCCUCCAUUCCCGUGUUUGGAGGAGCUUCUUUAUGAUGUUCCCGGUUCCGAAGGCGUUCUCCACUGCCCUUUGCUCCUCAUUCAGGUCACUCGCUUGAGCUGCGGUGGGUACAUUUUCGCAUUGCGUUUGAACCACACAGUAUGCGACGCCUUCGGUCUGGUCCAAUUCCUGAACGCCGUCGCCGAAUUAGCGCGCGGCGGUCGGAGUCCGUCCGUAAUGCCGGUGUGGCGGAGGGAAUUGUUGGACGCCCGGAAUCUACCGGGCGCGACGCCGACGUUCGCUCACCACGAGUACGAUCAAGUUCCUGAAUCGGAGGGGGCCGCCGUUAUAGCAUUGGAUGACAUGGCACACCGUUCCUUCUUCUUCGGGGAGGGAGAGAUAGCCGUUCUCCGGCGGCUGCUCCCCGUCCGCCUACGGCGGUGCUCCACCUUCGACGUGCUCACGGCGUGCCUGUGGCGGUGCCGUACCGUCGCCCUCCGACCCGACCCGGACGAGGAGGUUCGGGUCAUCUGCAUCGUGAACGCCAGAUCCAGAUUCAACAACCCCCCGAUUCCUCGGGGCUACUACGGCAACGCGUUCGCGUUGCCGGUGGCGAUGGCCGCCGCGGGAGAUCUGGCGAAGAAGCCGCUGGGGUACGCGGUGGAUCUGGUGAGGAAGGCGAAGGGGGAGGUGAGCGAAGAGUACAUGAGGUCGGUGGCGGAUCUGAUGGUGGCCAAGGGGCGGCCGCAUUUCGCGGUUGCGAGGACAUACUUGGUUUCCGACCUGAAGCGGGCCGGGUUCGGCGAGGUGGAUUUCGGGUGGGGUAGACCGGCUUACGGCGGGCCGGCGAAAGGAGGGGUGGGAGCCAUCCCGGGGCUGUCUAGCUUCUAUAUACCGUCCAAGAAUGGAACGGUGGUUCCGGUGUCUUUGCCGGCCUCUGCAAUGGAAACAUUCGUGAGGGAAGUUGAAUAUAUGAUCAACCCACAUUUUGAUCAAAUCAGAUCUGCUCUUUGAUUAAUUACAUAAUCUUUGUUUCUUGUACGUUUAUAUACAUCAUUUCAUAAAUAAAAUAUUCUAUAACUUCUUACAAAAGCUUGAGUAAUCUAAUUAUUACUCUCUCCGUCCCGAAAUAUUCUUCUUAUUUGACUUUUUACGGUUUCUAAGAUUGCACUUUGACCACUAAUAUUUUUAUUUAUUCAUGGAUAUAAUUUAUAAAAAUUUGAUAUUUGAAAACUAUAUUUCAAAAUGAAUAUAUUCAUAUUAAAGUUAUAUCGUAAUA
Cuscuta campestris is the source of this 1683-nucleotide messenger RNA. NCBI's taxonomy places the organism in Eukaryota, Viridiplantae, Streptophyta, Magnoliopsida, Solanales, Convolvulaceae. The record is from the annotation of a GenBank genome assembly.